Molecule: messenger RNA, 1329 nt
Organism: Debaryomyces fabryi
Lineage: Eukaryota; Fungi; Ascomycota; Pichiomycetes; Serinales; Debaryomycetaceae
Gene: RRD1
Product: peptidylprolyl isomerase
Exons: 1
Coding region: 1-1329 (442 amino acids)
Biological process (GO): mitotic spindle organization
Cellular component (GO): nucleus; protein phosphatase type 2A complex; cytoplasm
Molecular function (GO): peptidyl-prolyl cis-trans isomerase activity; protein tyrosine phosphatase activator activity
Source: RefSeq, a predicted model, not a curated record
AUGUCGAAUUCUCAUAAUAUACACUGGCUGAGUCCAUCAAAAAGGAUAUAUGAUGCUUCUGAUAUACCUAACUUUAAGCGUUCCACCGCAUACUAUAAAAUACGUCAUACGUUAUCUGUUUUGAUAGAAAAGGUUAAGGGUUGUGAUAUUCCGCCAGGAGUUUUGGAUAAGUCAAUAGUAACACGAAAAACAAAAAAUAUACCUCCACCAAAUAGUAAUAAUAACAGGUCUCUUGAAUUACCACCGCCUCAAGUGGAAGGGGCGGCCGAUAGAUGUAAUAUCAGGCAUUCUACAAACCAAACAUCCAUAGGAGAAUCUAAUGAAUCAAAUUUUGAAGGACUUUUAAGAAUUUUCGAAACCUUGAACGUGUAUAUUGAUGAAACCCCUCCGUUUGAAGGGCCAAGGAGAUUUGGAAAUUUAGCCUGCAGGGAUUGGCACCAAACGAUGAAUUCUAGAAUGAAGGAUUUACUAAAGGAUAAUAUCAAGAUACAUAAUUCCUCAUUCAAUCUGGAAUUUGAUGGGUUUAUUAAAGAAUUGAAGUAUUAUAUUGAGAACUCUUUUGGCUCUGCAAUUAGGUUAGAUUAUGGCACAGGUCAUGAAUUAUCGUUUCUAGCAUUCAUAGGGGGAUUGAUUGAUUUUAAAUUAUUAAAUUUGGAGGAAUUGACAGGAUCGGAUAUUUUAACCAUCUUCUCGAAAUAUUACGACUUAACUCGCAGGUUGAUACUUGUCUAUAGUUUAGAACCAGCAGGUUCUCAUGGAGUAUGGGGUUUGGAUGAUCAUUUUCAUUUAAUUUAUAUUCUAGGUGCAGCACAAUUCAAUGGGAGCCAUAACAAGAUGAUUCCUCCAGUACAGCAGGUACUAACGAGCCCAGUUCUUGACAGAUACAAGGAAACAAAUUUAUAUGUGAAUGCAAUUUCAUUUAUUCAUAAAAUAAAAAUGGGACCAUUUAAUGAACAUUCGCCAAUUAUUUACGACAUACACUCCUCUGUUUCACUUUGGUCAAAAGUGCUUUCUGGACUAUUGAAAAUGUUCGAGGUGGAGGUGUUGGGAAAAUUUCCUGUAGUUCAACAUUUCUGGUUUGGUAGUUCUUUAUACCCUUGGAGGGAUUUUGAAACUGACAAAGAAUUACCAAUUUAUAAAAGAGAUGAAGAUGAAACCAACAAUGAUAGUCUGACAGGUUUCUUGAAUGGUAGUACAGGAAUUAAAACAACAAAACAUAAUAUUUCAAUGACUGGAGCUCCUUGGAAUUUAGGAGCAACUCAAAGACAGGAUGACUUAAAUCCUACAACCCAGCGAGGCCGCCAACAACCAAGGUUAGGUAGAAACUAA